Molecule: messenger RNA, 2710 nt
Organism: Gymnogyps californianus (California condor)
Lineage: Eukaryota; Metazoa; Chordata; Aves; Accipitriformes; Cathartidae
Gene: TRIM41
Product: tripartite motif containing 41
Exons: 6
Coding region: 128-2053 (641 amino acids)
Molecular function (GO): protein binding; zinc ion binding
Source: RefSeq, a predicted model, not a curated record
GGACCGGCCGCCCUUCUGGGUUCGAGCUGGUGCCCACCCUAGCGUAGGGAGCACCUGGGGGUCGACAGGGAGCUCAGGGCCCUGUGAGGAAGAGGAGGAUCUCUCAGCUCCCCCCCCCGCCGCCCUCAUGGCAGCCACAGUGGUUUUAGGAGAUGGGGUCCCCUCGGGGGGCUCCAGCGGGCGGCUGAACCCGGUGGAGACGCUGCAGGAGGAAGCCAUUUGCGCCAUCUGCUUGGACUAUUUCGUGGACCCCGUUUCCAUCGGUUGCGGGCACAAUUUCUGCCGCGUCUGCAUCUCGCAGCUGUGGGGCGGCGAGGCCGAGUACGAGGUGGCCCCGGGGGCCGCGGCGGUGGGCGGCGGAGAGGUGGGGAUGGGCGACGUGCUGGAGGAGGAUCUGGAGGAUGAGGAGGAUGAGCUGGAUGAGGACGAGCUGGAUGUGGAGCAGGAGGAAGAGGAGGAGGACGGCGGCGCGGAGGAGGAGGAAGACGACAUGUGGAGCGAGGAAGAGGACGACACCGACCUGUGGGAAGAUCCCGUGGAUGAGGACAUGUGGGACGGUGGGGUCGGGGGAGAGCUUUACUUUGGGGACGAGGACUAUGACGAGGAUGUGAUGGAGGAAGAUGUGGAGGAAGAGGAGGAGGUGGAAGAGGAGGAAGAAGAGGUGCAGACGCCUCCUCCCCCUGUCCUGGCCACGCGGCCUCGACGCCUCCAGACCUUCACCUGCCCGCAAUGCCGAAAAACCUUCUUCCAGAGGAAUUUCCGACCCAACCUUCAGCUGGCCAACAUGGUGCAAAUCAUCCGCCAGCUGCACCCGCACCCCCAGCGCCUCGCGCCGCCCGCCGCCGGUCCCUCGGUUUCGGGUGCCGCAGUGGGGGUCCCGGGGGUCCUGGUAGCGGUGGGGGGUCAGGGGCCACCGAAUCUUUGCGAGAAGCACCAGGAACCCCUCAAGCUCUUCUGCGAGGUGGACGAACAAGCCAUCUGCGUGGUGUGCAGGGAGUCACGGAGCCACAAGCAUCACAGCGUCGUCCCUCUCGAGGAGGUCGUGCAGGAUUACAAGAACAAACUCCAGAGCCACCUGGAGCCGCUCAAGAAGAAGCUGGAUGCGGUCCUGAAGCAGAAAUCCAAUGAGGAGGAGAAGAUCACGGAGCUGAGGGACAAGAUGAAGCUAGAGAUCAAGGAAUUCGAGUCGGACUUCGAGCUGCUGCACCAGUUCCUCAUCGGGGAGCAGGUCCUGCUCUUGCACCAGUUGGAGGAACGCUACGAGAGCUUGCUGGCCCGUCAGAGCAGCAACAUCAGCCAGCUGGAAGAGCAGAGCGCUGCCCUCAGCCGGCUCAUCGCCGAGGCGGAGGACAAGAGCAAACAGGAUGGGCUGCAACUGCUCAAGGACAUCAAAGGCACUUUUAUCAGAUGCGAGAACAUCAAAUUCCAGGAGCCCGAGAUGGUGCCGGUGGACGUGGGGAAAAAAUAUCGCAACUACUUUCUGCAGGACGUGGUGAUGAGGAAGAUGGAGAAAGUCUUCAGUAAAGUCCCUCAAGCCGACGUGACCCUGGACCCCGACACAGCCCACCCUCGCCUGAGCCUCUCCCUCGACCGACGCAGCGUCAAGCUGGGCGAACGCCGCCAGGACCUGCCGGACAACCCCAAACGUUUCGAUUCGGAUUAUUGCGUGCUGGGUUCCCAGGGCUUCACCACCGGCCGUCACUACUGGGAGGUAGAGGUGGGAGGCCGACGAGGUUGGGCGGUGGGCGCAGCCCGCGAAACGGCUCGUCGCAAAGAGAAGACCGUGGGGCCUCACCAGAAACGAGAAAUUUGGUGCGUGGGCACCAACGGGAAGAAGUACCAGGCGUUGACGGCCACGGAGCAGACGGCCCUGUCGCCCAGCGAACGGCCCCGGCGCUUCGGCGUCUACCUGGACUACGAGCGGGGUCAGCUCUGCUUCUACAACGCCGAAAGCAUGACCCACAUCCACACCUUCAACGCCUCCUUCCACGAGCGCAUCUUCCCUUUCUUUCGCAUCUUAGCCAAGGGCACCCGCAUCAAAAUCUGUGCCUGACCGGCCGUCCCUCGCCCUCCCCGCCGGCCGCCUCUUCCCACGCCGGAUCCAGCCUCACCCUGGGAUCUGGCCUUGCACACAGCCAUGCUCUUUUUCCUACCCUACCCCUUAAUCCCUCGGAUCCCGUUUUGGGAUCCAACGCUGCACUUGUCGUCUUGCACCUGCUUGCUCACAAGGCCUCUUCCCUCGACCUCCCGUCAGCUCCUCCCCGGGAUCUCGCCGCCACGCCGAUCCGAAGCUGGUUUUGUUUGGAAUAGGGAAGGAUCCGCCUCGGAGGUGUUUUUCACGUAGGCUCUUGCUGCUAGGAGCUCCUCUCUCCCUUUUCCCGGUCGACGCCUGAAGCUUUCCAGCGUGCUCGCCGCCCGCGGUUGAGUGCCGAGCUGCGUCUUGGCUCUCUUCGGACGCAGAGCUCGAGCCCUCGAGCUCCUGGGGAGGGUCUGUACGUCGGGGAGCGAGCGCUCCUGGCUUCUUGAAACUCCCAUCAUCAUCUUCCCAAAAUCAUCGGCUUUCGUAUCCCAGUUGCACCAAGGUGCCUGGAUUUCUUGGGAUUCACCUUCUGAGCAUCUUCGGACCCCAGCUGGUGUUCGGACCCGGAGUCAAACCCGUCUUAACCUGCGAUCUUCUCCUGUUCCUCGCCUUCCCUGUCACUUUUUUUUG